This is a messenger RNA of Sciurus carolinensis (gray squirrel), 5382 nucleotides long. It is a transcript of the gene Pbx1, whose product is annotated as PBX homeobox 1. Gene Ontology annotation, molecular function: RNA polymerase II cis-regulatory region sequence-specific DNA binding; DNA-binding transcription factor activity, RNA polymerase II-specific. NCBI's taxonomy places the organism in Eukaryota, Metazoa, Chordata, Mammalia, Rodentia, Sciuridae. The transcript is spliced from 9 exons. Gene Ontology annotation, biological process: regulation of transcription by RNA polymerase II; neuron development; eye development. The record is from RefSeq and is a predicted model, not a curated record. Gene Ontology annotation, cellular component: nucleus. Bases 742 to 2163 code for a protein of 473 amino acids.
GGCACGGCUCCAGGAAGGUCGUCCUCCAGCUGCCCAGUGCCUCUGCCAGGGCAGAGUGUGGCGGCAGCCGAGAAGCCUGCAUGCGGGGUGCUCUCCGGACGGCUGGCCCAGGGUCGGCAGCACCCAGAGGCAGGGGGCUGAGGCUCACCCAGUGUCUGGGGUCACUGCCGUCACCAUCUUCUGCCCCAUCGUCUCCACCUGCCCCUGCUGUGUGGCUCAGGAGAGCCCACGCUCAUUGGAGAAGGGGGUUGUGGAUGAAACGGGCCCAGUGCUGGAUCAGGAAGCCCUGCAGUCUGGCUGGCCUACAAUCAUGGAAGAACAAAGCUAGACUCCCUGAAACAGAAAGAAUAAGAAAGCAAAAUGGAAGGGGGGAAACCCCUUCAGGUUGAAUCAGUGGCUGCUGAGCUGGUGCUGCGAGGGGAUUCUCCUGUCUCCAGGAUAUUUUCAGAUUCAGAUGGCAAUUAGGGAAAGACCCACAUGACCUUGAAACACAACCUUGAAACUUUCGGAAGGCUGAGUUCCGACCACCAAGCCAGGGAGUGCAGACCACCCACCACCGGGCUCCUCCCUAGACGAUGUCGUCAAGGGCAGACCACCCAGCGCAGAGCCUCACAGGGUCUCAGCCCUUCCCUUGGUGAUAUUGCAGAGCAACCUAAGCGGUAGCUGGGAGAGCGUCAGAGCAAGGCAGUGUUGAAAAGCGUGCUGCAGGAGCACCGCCACGGGUGCUCCGUCGGCCGGGGGAUGGCGUGGAGACAGGCGGGCGUGCAGCGAGGCAGGGACUCCAGAGGCCACACGGACUGUGGCCUGGACGUGCACUGUGGUCCCAGGAGGCCCCUGCAUGUGGGCGGCAGGAACUGUCCCUCGGCUUGUGAGCAGCUCUGUGGGAUGCCUGCCUGGACGUGGCCCACGCGCCCUGCUGUAGACGCUGGCUUUGGUGACUGUUUCUUCCCCUGCAAAGCAGGGUGGCCCUCUGCACAUCAGGAAGCCAUGCCCAGAAGAGAGCAGCAGCCUAUGCCUGCGUCCGAUGAGCUUCUUUUGAGUGACCUCCUGUCCUUCCUUUUACUCCUGUUAUUCUUUGUCCUCCUUAGUAGAAAGCCACCAGAAGUUGGAUUUAAAUGGAGGACUUCCCCGGGCUUGCUGAGUAUCCGGGGAGCCCAGGAGGAGGAGCCCACGGACCCUCAGCUGAUGCGCCUGGACAACAUGCUGCUGGCUGAGGGGGUGGCCGGGCCUGAGAAGGGCGGUGGUUCUGCGGCAGCGGCGGCAGCGGCGGCGGCUUCUGGAGGGGCAGGCUCGGACAACUCGGUCGAGCACUCAGACUACAGGGCCAAGCUGUCGCAGAUCAGGCAGAUCUACCACACGGAGCUGGAGAAGUACGAGCAGGCCUGCAACGAGUUCACCACCCACGUGAUGAACCUCCUGAGAGAGCAGAGCCGGACCAGGCCCAUCUCCCCAAAGGAGAUCGAGCGGAUGGUCAGCAUCAUCCACCGAAAGUUCAGCUCCAUCCAGAUGCAGCUCAAGCAGAGCACCUGCGAGGCCGUCAUGAUCCUGCGUUCCCGGUUUCUAGACGCACGGCGAAAGAGACGGAAUUUCAACAAGCAGGCGACGGAGAUCCUGAACGAGUACUUCUAUUCCCAUCUCAGCAACCCUUACCCCAGCGAGGAAGCGAAAGAGGAGCUGGCCAAGAAGUGCGGCAUCACGGUCUCGCAGGUAUCAAACUGGUUUGGAAAUAAGAGAAUCCGGUACAAGAAGAACAUAGGUAAAUUUCAAGAGGAGGCCAAUAUUUAUGCUGCCAAAACGGCGGUCACUGCCACCAACGUGUCAGCCCACGGAAGCCAAGCUAACUCGCCCUCCACCCCCAACUCCGCUGGUUCUUCCAGUUCUUUUAACAUGUCAAACUCUGGAGAUUUGUUCAUGAGCGUGCAGUCACUCAAUGGGGAUUCUUAUCAAGGGGCCCAGGUUGGAGCCAACGUGCAAUCACAGGUGGAUACCCUUCGCCAUGUUAUCAGCCAGACAGGAGGAUACAGUGACGGACUCGCAGCCAGUCAGAUGUACAGUCCGCAGGGCAUCAGUGCUAAUGGAGGUUGGCAGGAUGCUACUACCCCCUCAUCAGUGACCUCCCCCACAGAAGGCCCUGGCAGCGUUCACUCCGACACCUCCAACUGAUCUCCCGCCAUCGCACCGGCUGACCCUGGGCCCCACUGGGGCAGGGGCAGGAGGGAGGUUUCUCUCCCAACGCUGGCGCGGUCAGACGGGGUCGAAGCAAUCAGCAAACACAAUAAGAGUCUCCUCUCCUGUCUUCUUUGGGAUGCUGUCUCAGCCAAUCUGGACACUUCUUUAUACUCUCCUCCCUUCGUUUCUGGGUAGACGCGCCCCUCCCUGCCUCCAGCUGCUGGCCUGGCUUCGGUCAUCUCCCUGGCCCCUUCCCUCUGUCCUGGGCUCCCGGGUCCCUGCCCUCUAGUACACCACUGACCGGUAUCUUCAACAAUUAGAGGAAUUUGAAAGGAAGCAAAUCACAAAGAAAAUAAUAAAGUGUUUGUCUGUCUUCACGCUCUGGUUUGGGGAGCGAAUGCCCUCUGACCCUGCUCCCUGUGCUGGCCGCCAGUCCUCCUAUUCCUCUGUCGCUCUCACUACCUCUCAGCAGGAAAAGCCACCUGCCCUGCUCCUUCCUCCCACCUCCGCCCCGCCUCCUGGGCACAGUCCCCAGGGAAGCGCUGUCCUGCUCUCCCAGUUCUGGGUGUUCGCUGGGGACUGUGGGACGGGCCUCCUGGAGCUCAGGGCCUCCAGGUUGAUUCCCAGGUGGAAGUCAGGGCAGGGAGGGGUGGAAGCAGCCAGGGAGGAUCCGCAGGCUUCGCCCCCCUCCCACAACACCUUGGUUCCAGAGAGACAGUCUUUAAGACCAUUGAAGGCUUAGCAAGCCACGUUCAGAACCACCACAGACAGGGCCUGGUGUGGGCAGGCAGUGAAUGCGCCAGUCAGGGGGAGAAGGUUCAGUCCUGCAGCCCGGGACUCUCCCUUCACACUGGGCACACACCGCACACGCCAACAGGUGCAGGCUCACCUGCGCUUCCCAAGACGCCCUGUGCGAAUGCCCGCGCUCACAACCACGCGCUCUGCCCUGCAAGCCAGGAGAGGGCACGGGCAGCUCUGAAGGUCACUGGCAGGCCAGCAGUGAGCUCUAGGACCAGCAGCUGCUCCAGGGCGUGGCAAGACCUCACUGAUGAAGGCCGGUGUCCCGUGGAAGCCUCCCCACCACCACCAGCUCUCAGGAGCCGCGGCCUGCUCGGAAAGUCCCAGAUGGAGGUGGCCGCUGUGUGGUUUCCACCUCGGGUGCAGUGUAGUCACGGUCCGGCUGGACCACACCUGUUGUGGUCCCGACCUCCUGCCCUGGAGGAGAGUGGUUUGAGAACACGCUGCAGCUGAGCUCUCUGCUGGCCUGAUCUGAAGAGACGAGAGCCAGGGGAAGGCACGGUAGCAUCUUCAUGGAAAUCAUCCUGCUGGUUUCUCCUCCCUAGAAAUGUCUGAGAGAAAAUAGCAGGUGCCACAGAGCUAUUCUCAAAUGUCCCCAGCUUGCGUCCUUCACGGCUGACCCUGCCCGCUGGCCUCAGGUGGCCUGUGACAAAUGGAGGUCGAUUGUGUUUCUGUCCCACCGUGAAGCCAGGGAGGCGGCGCCCCGGGCAAGAUGGCUCCUGCUGCGUCAGGACAGUAAGGGGCUUGCUUUUCCUAACUUCCGGCCCAUCCGGCCCCUGUGUCACCACCGUGGUGACAGAGAGAAGAGUUGGUCUUAGGGUUUUGGCCUGUCUCUUGUGCUCUUUGUUUUUGGCUUCCUAGGGGAGGGAAAAGCUUCCAAAUUAGAAGACAAGGGUCUGGUCUGUUAGCUUGUACUUGAAUCCAGUUGUGGCCUUGGGAGGCUUGUCCCACUCCCAUCUCUACUUGGGCAACUCCUAGGAGAGGUCAAGACCCGAGGUGAGGAUGGCCAGCCCACGAGUUUGGGGGGACUCUGCAUGGCACUCCAGUACUCGUAGAAAGUCCUCUGUGCUCUGCAAAGUUGGGAUGCUGCCCAGGAGGCUCGAGGGCAGUGGAGCUGAAGGAAAUGCAGAACAGACCUUGGCCAGACGCAGUUUUGCCUGGAGGAUUAAGGGCAGGAGAAAGACCGCCUCUGCUACCCCAUGCUGUGGCCAGGAAGGGCUGAUGAACAGGGCCUUUCGGGCCUACUCGGUGCCGAGGACGGUGGCAGCUGCGUCCCAGGGUAGGGAUAGGUGGAAGUCACUCCCACAGGGGCAGGGAAGGACCCCCUUGACUCGGAGCACAGCGCAGAGGAGACGGAGGGUUCCUGGGAAGGAGAACGCUCCACACGCAGAUCAGGCGACUGCCACCUAGGUUGGUGCCAGUGUUGGGGCAGAGGCCUGGGGUCCUCUCCCGCAGGGGUCGCUCUGGCGACUCCCCUCGCAGUCUUCCCACCCAGCCCUUCCCCAGGCCUCCUCACAUCCCACGCCCUCCUGGGGUCCCCUUCAAGCCCACCGUCAUUUAGCACGGUGGCCAGGAGGUCUCCCACCAAGCAUGAGGGGUCCCCAGCCACAGAGGGUGGGGUGGAGAGCGGCCUGGACCCCCGCUCCCUGGGAAUGCGUGCCAGGCCAGUCCCACGGACUCCCGGUCCCCAGGAGCCCUGCCGUUCCUUGGGGAGGCGGGCCCGCCCUCCCUGGCGCCCGGCAGGGCUCCUCCUGUCCUGCCCCACUGCCCCGGCCAACACCCGGUCCCCAGGCCGCCCUGCUCCCUGCUGGUCUCUGUGUGACGGUGGCGGUUCUUACAGCUGGUGGCCUUUUCCCUCACCCUCUUUUCCCCACUUUCCUCUGCUCUUUAUUUUUCUGCCCAGAACAACCUGACUUCGAUACCAAAAAAGAUGAAACUACAGAAACUCAAAUUUAAAAAAAACUUAAAAAAACAAAAAAAAAAAACUCAACGAUUCUUUCAGCUUUAUCGACAUUUCCCUUUGUUUCUUGCGACUGUCUCGUUCUUUGUAGUAUUGAUGAUGAACAUUUGAUGAUGAAUGUUCUUGUAUAUUCAGAUAAAGAAAAAAACCAAAAAGCGGUCUGAAUUUAAUAGUGUUUAUAAUAAGAAUUUUACAAAUGACCCUCACAGCACGAAUCAGGGUGGGGACGUCCCCCCCUUCUGUGACGAGCGCGUCGUUCCUGCAUUUGUUUUUGAACACCGAGCUACCUGCGUUCACCAUUUCCCCCUUUCCUUUACUUUCUUGCAUUUGUGCGUUAGUCCCAGGAUGCUAGGAAAGUGUCGUUGUGCACGCCCAUCUCUUGUUUCACAAUGUUUAAAAGUGACAGUAACUCAUUUUGUAAACUAAAAAAAAAAAGGUUGGAAUAGUGAACUUAA